AUGCUCCUGCCAGCCUCCGCCCCGCUGCCGCAGCCGACGACUGCCAGCAGCUUCUCCCUCAUAUCGCUCAACGUUCUUCUCCCAAACAGCCAUGACGGCUGGUGGAUCUACAAGUACUAUCCGCCAUCAGUGGCCGCGGCAGAGACGACGUGGAGUGCUCGCAGCCGCCUGCUGGAGGAGCUGCUGCUAAUCGCCGAUGCCGACAUCAUCUGCCUGCAGGAGUGCUGCGCUGCGUCGUUCGAGUCCGACUUCUCAUUCCUGCAGCGCGCCGGGUAUGCAGCCUCGCUGCUUGGAAAGGGCCGGAUGCGGCCGGCGACGCUGUGGAAGACGUCUCGUUUCGCGCUCUGCGACGCGGCGGGCGCCCCGGCGCCGCCUCCGCCCGAGACGCCGCCGCAUGAGACAACGACAGACGCGGAGGGUCCGGCAGCGGCAGGCCAUGAUGGCGGCGGCGCGGCGGACGCGGAAGAAUGCGAGUGGGCCGCUCUUCCUGCCACUCGGGGCGCGGCCGUGACGCAGGGAGAUCGGACGCUCAUCACCACGCUGCAUCUCAUCGGCGAGGACGGCUCGCCCCGCGGCACGCCUCCGCUCUUUGUCGUCAACUGCCACCUCACGGCAGGGCAAGAGGCGCGCCGCCGACUCUCGCAGGUGCACGACGCGCUCGACCGGGUCCGCAAGCAGCGGGCGAAGGCGCUCCCAAAGGGGCACGACCCGAGAGCGCCGUGCGUCGUGUGCGGCGACUUCAACUCGCAGGGCUCCACCGCCGUGCGCGAGCUGCUGCUGCGCGGCGAGGUCCUGCCCUCCUUUCGCGAGAGCGGCGACCCGACCGAGCGCGACCAGGCGGGCACCGCGCUCACCUCCAAGCCGAAGCGGCAGGGG
Messenger RNA from Emiliania huxleyi CCMP1516, 876 nucleotides. RefSeq lists its product as hypothetical. The transcript has a single exon. Gene Ontology annotation, molecular function: 3'-5'-RNA exonuclease activity. The annotation marks the transcript as partial. The record is from RefSeq and is a predicted model, not a curated record. Lineage: Eukaryota; Haptophyta; Isochrysidales; Noelaerhabdaceae.